Messenger RNA from Fonticula alba, 8798 nucleotides. RefSeq lists its product as hypothetical. Gene Ontology annotation, cellular component: plasma membrane. The record is from RefSeq and is a predicted model, not a curated record. The transcript has 9 exons. The coding region runs from base 1 to 8739 and encodes 2912 amino acids. Gene Ontology annotation, biological process: positive regulation of GTPase activity; Ras protein signal transduction. Gene Ontology annotation, molecular function: guanyl-nucleotide exchange factor activity; protein binding. Lineage: Eukaryota; Rotosphaerida; Fonticulaceae.
AUGCCCCCGCCGGCCGAUGCGAGGGACACCGGCCCCGGCGCCCCGGCGACGGAGGAUCCGCAAUAUGUCUUCCGCUGGACGCCGGCGGUUGUCGGAUCGCGCAACUCCACGGGCGACACGCCGCUCCACCUGGCCGUGGCCAAGAACGAUGUGUCGCUGGUCCGCCUGCUCUUGGCCUUCGGGGCCAAUCCCUUUGCCAAGAACCACGCCGGCAAGACCCCCGCCGGCCUCGCGGAGGAGCGUCUGUACACCGACAUCACGCGCCUCUUCCAGGAGGAUGUGGCUCGGCUCGCCCAACUCUGCCGCGUGCGGCCCGGCCACAUCGACCCUGACACCGGGCUCUCCUUGCUGAUGAAGGCCUGCAUCCUGGACUCGGUGGCCGCCAUCGAGACCAUUUUCCUGGCCUUCGAGCCGGGCGCCCAGCCGGUGAGCCAUUCGCCGGCCGACAAGAAACCCCCGCCGCCGGGCACCGGCAUCGCCGGCUCCACCGCCGGCACGGUCGAGGGGCCACCCGGGUCCGGGGUGACGGCCAUCCGGCCGUACAUCCUCACCCGCCCGCCGCAGCAGGUCCCGGCGCAGCUCCGGCACCUGGUGAACCAUCGGUCGGCGUGUGGCUUCACCGCCCUGUCGCUUGCCUUGCGCGCGGGGGCGGUCAAUGCCGCGCGCCUGCUCAUCGAAUUCGGCGGCGCCAGCGUCUCCGUCGACCAGGCGCCCCUCUUUCGCAUGUCCUCGCCGAAUCCCACCUCCCUGGCAAUGUCCAACCGGUCCAUCGCCUCCUCCGUCUCAUCGGUCACUUCGGCCAUCAGUGGUUCCGGCGCAUCCGCCGGGGGGGGCCUCGCCGCGGGUCCCGGGCAAUGCCACGGCACCUCGAUCUUGGCCCUGACGCAUGCCCUGCUGGCGGCCCUCGGGCACCAGCUUCCCAGCCCGACGGAUUCGCUGAUUUCCUCGGACCAGAGCGACUCGUCGCCGGACUGUGCCCCACUCUUGACGUUGGAAGGGUGGCCGGCGGCGGCGGCCGGGGGAAGCCCGGGCCCGGGCGCCGCCGACGCCCCGGCCGCCGGUGACCCCGGCAGUCCAGCAGCCUCCGUGGCUGGGAUCCGGUCUCCGCGCAUCGGGACCCGGCGCCUGUCCGAGAAGGAGGCCGCCCUGUCGGCCAUGAAGCGCAAUGGGCUGUCCGCUCGGCGGUCCCUGUCCCGGGCACGGCCCUUCCUCACCAUCGACACCGAUCCCUCGACCCUCUUUCGCACUGGGCCGCCCGGCCCCGGGCAGCCGUGCUACCCCGCCUCGUCAGCUGCCUCGGGGCAGGGGGGCGCCUCUGCCAGCGGGGCCGGGCACGGAGCCGGGCACGGCCCGGCCGGCCACCCGGCCGUCCCAGCGGGCCAGGCACGGCCCGGUGCCCUGGUGCCUGGGUCCAGUCACUUUUACAGCUUUUACCGCUGUGUGGAUGGGGCAUUCUCCUGCCUGGACCUGUUGCACCUGGUCGAGGCUCGUCUGUAUGCCGAUUCCAUCGAGGUGCACCUCCAAACGCAUGAGGUCCUGUCGACCGGCUCGCGCACCUCCUCCAGCCUGUCUCUUGUCGAGGACCUGAUGAUCUCGGAUCUCGGCCUGCCGCCAGCGCUGGAACCGCUGGCCGGCGCCACCUCUCUCGAGACCCUGCCCCGGUUGACGGUCGCCCCGGAGGUGGCGCCUGCGCCUGCCAGCCCCCCCAGCACACGCUCAAGCACGCUCUCGGUUGAGGACGAACUCCAAAGCAUCAUGGAGCAGGUGGACCGGGAGCGUGCACGCACCACCCGCCAACGCCCCGCGUCGCGCACCAUGCUCAGAUCUCCCGCCCCGGGUGACGCCCCCCCCGGGCCCCGGGCCCCAUUGGCCGGGGCCAACGGCAGCGCCACCACAGGCACCACUGCCAGCACGGCCACCCAGUGCACCAUGCUCAGAUCUCCCGCCCCGGGUGACGCCCCCCCCGGGCCCCGGGCCCCAUUGGCCGGGGCCAACGGCAGCGCCACCACAGGCACCACUGCCAGCACGGCCACCCAGUCGCUGGACUCGCUGCUGCCGGAGCGCAUGGCGGCCACCCUGGCGGCCGCGACUCGCGAACGCUCGCUCGACUCCCUGAGCCAGGUCCAACGGCGGCGGUCCUCGGUCGACCUGCCCAUCAGCCUGACGCUGCUGGAGCGCCGGGCGACCUUGCACAGCCUCGGCUCCCUGGACCUGGCCCUGCUGGACUCGCAGGCCGGCCAGGCGCUAUCCCUGUCGGAUGCCUCGCUGCUGGCCGGGUCGUCGGUGGCAUCGCUGGCCGGCUCGGACCCGACCGAUGCCGGGCCCACCGGGGCCCUGCCCCCCGGGGGUGCCCUCUCACCGGCCUUCUCGCUGUCGCACCUGUCGGUCCUGCAGCCGGACCGGUCGCUUACCCUGCUGCUGGCACGCAUCACCGCCCAGCUGGAGACCUAUCGCGCGGACCAUGCCCGGCGGAAGGCAGCCGCGGCCGCCGACCGCCUGGGGCCCGACUGCACCGGCGGCCCGGGCCCCGGGCCGGGCACCUCGUCGGCCGAUGAUCUGGCCCGCCUUCACCAUCACAUCCACCAUCACAUCCACCAUCAUGACCAGCACCCGGACCAGGACCACCACCAGCACCAGCACCACCACCGCCACUCGAGCGGGACCGCACGCGAGACCGACAUGCCUGCCCUGGAGUUGACCCUGGUGGCGUCGGUUUCCUCGGAUCUCGGGGACAUCAGCUCGCUGGCCGGCGGGGCCGGCAACGGUGCCACGGCCUCCGGCGCCACGGCCUCCUCCACCAGCAUCCUCGGCCUGUCCGGGUCGCUGUGGCCCAUGCAUGCCAGCGCUGCCGGGGUCACUGCCGCGGCCGGCGCCACGCCGGCCUACACGGUCCCGGAUGCCCUGCUGGCCCGCAUCGUGGAGCAUAUCCACCAACUGGUGACGGCCGUGCUGAAUGGCUUCCGCGGGCAAUAUCUUUCCAUUGCCACGCUUGUGUCUCAGGAUGCGAGUCGGAUCAUCCACGAGGUUCGCAUGGCCAUGCGCGCGCGAAAUGCCCUGCUAUCCAACCUCAAGGCCCUGCCGGCCGGGGGGGCCCUGCUGCCCGGCGGGUCCAGCGAUCCGGCCCUAUCUGGCGACAGCUCGCACACGUCGGUCCGCGGGGCCGUGUCGCCGGACGAUCUGCCGGCCGCGGCGUCGCCGCAGCGGCCUCCCACCGCCGGGGCCCGGGCCGGGGGGCUGGGCUUGUGUCCGGAUCUCGGCUCGGCCCCCGGCAUGGGGAUGCCCUCCUCGCCGCGGCGCACCCCCUCCACGGCUCCGCGUGCUCUUUCCUUUUCCGGCUACCCGGGGACCGGGCGCGAUGCCGGCCGGCCCGGGUCUCUGGAUGGCCUGCUGGCGGCCUUGGAUGUGCCGGACCCGUCCACCGAGUUCGUGGGCGGCGGUUCGCCAUCCUCGGGAUGCUCGCCACCGGGGCAGGCCCCCGGGCGGCUCUCCUCCUCGGCGCCGGUCGACUCGCCGAUUCAGCAGUACGCCGCCGAGCCGGCCGGGCUGCCUUCCGGCUCGUCGCCGCCACUGUCGGCGGCCAGUCCGCUGGCAGGCCCGCAGGACCCGCUCGGCUCCAACCGGGGGCUUUCGUCGGCCCUGUCGUCGGCCCUGUCGUCGGCCCUGUCGUCGCCCUUCUCCAGCACGGCCUCCUCGCCGGAUGGGUUUCAGCAGCUCCGCUCGGGCUCCGGGCACCUGGCCGACGCGCCGAACCACGCGCGGUCCCUCUCCGAAAUCCAUGGCAGCCAUCCGCUGCAAUUCUCCGGCGGCCAGCAUCAGUAUCCCCUGCUGGCUGAUGAGGCGUCAGCCGACCGGCUGCUGGACAACCUCAUCGGGCAGCUGGAGGCCUGGCGGCAUGGGCUGCUGGUUCGAGCACGCCUGGCGGCCGGGGUUUGGCCGCCGCCACACACCCCGCGCAUUUUGGUCCUCGAGGCAUUGGACCUGCAUGCGUCGGCCGUGGCCCUGGUGCAGGAGGCCCUGGCAUCGAGGGUGUUCCUGCCGGAUCGGCGUCUCUCCGUGCGGCUGCACUUUGCCGGGGCCGAGGCGGUGGAUCUGGAUGAUUGGGAUCUCGGGGAGCUCCGGUCGCCUCAUCGCCGGCGGAUGUCCGCCUCGCCGCGGGACUUCGCCUCGGGCGCCGGGUCGGGCUUCGGCUCGGCCGGCACGCCGUUCGCCAUUCUGUCCCCGGCAUCGGCCGCGAGUGGCUCGGGCCCGGGGUCUCCGAUUCCCCCAGGUCGGUCGCUCCUGCCGGCCGACGAGCGUGGCCGCCUACACUCCGAUGACUCGUCCCCCGGGUCGGCGGCCGCCGGCAUUGGCGGCCCUGUGGCCCCUGCCGUGGUCGGCAUCGCUGCCACCACUGCCGGUGCCGGCGCUGGUGCUGCUGGCGCCACCGCUUCGAAUGCCGGUGCUGCCCCCACUCCUGCCGCUGCCCCUGUCGCUGCUGCUGCUGGUGCUGCUGCUGCUGGUGCUGCUGCUGCUGCUGCUACCACCACCGCGGCCGUCUCCGGCUCGGAGACCAAUCUCACAGCCGCGCCGGCGGCUUCUACCUUGGCUGGCGCCCCGGCCACCCUCUCGGGCAUCCUCCCAUCCGACUCGCCCUCCCCGGCCCCGGGUAGCCACCUGGAACUGGCGAUCGCCUGUUUGGAUGGCGCAUCGCCGGACAUGACGCUUGAGCGGCUGGACUCGUUGCGGUCCUCGGAGCUGGGGAUGCUCUCGGCACCGAGUUCGGCCUCGGCCACGUCGGCCGGCCCGGCCUCGGGGCUGCCUUCGCCGCUGGUGGGGCCGGGUACCCCGGGGCCGGCCGCCUCCAGUGGGGCCGCCUCGCCGGCCGGCCCGAACGACUCGGUCCUGACCCGGGCCUCGCCCGAAUUCGGCCCUGCCUCGGGCAGUGGCCCGGGGCCGGGGUCCGGCGGCGUUGGCGCGGCGUUGAAUUCCCCACGCGCCGAUCGCACCGACCACGAUUGGGCCUGGGCCAUGGACCGGCCCUCGCCGGGGAAGGCCUUUGCCGGGGAGGAACUCGGCUGGAUCUUCGACAUCGGCGAGGACUUCGAUGCGGGCGACUGCGAUGACAGCGAUGACAAGUUUUCGAGCUUCUUCUCGCCGGUCAUUUCGGAGAUGGAAGCCCUGGUCAGCUCGCUGGAUGUUCACACGCAUGCCCUGGUCCGGCACCUGCGGCAACUGCAUGCGGCCCGGCUGGCCGGCGAGCGGGCCCUCUACCAGGUCCGUGCCCGGGCCGUGGUCGAGGAGACCAGCCGCGCCAUGCGCAUGGUCCAGCUGUCGAUUGGCCGGUGGCGCGAACAGGCGGCCACCCUGGCCCCGGCCGGGUCCCCGCCGCUGGUUGGCCUGUCCUCGGCCGCUCCGAUGUCUCCGCUGCCGGUGGUGCUGACGGCGACGCCCGGGGCCGACCCGGCCGGGGGCCCGGCCCCAUUGAGCCUGCUCAUCCCGCCGGCUGUCUUUAGCCCACCGCCGGCGGCGGCGGCGGCGGCAGCGGCGGCGGCGGCGGCAACGGCGGCGACGGCGGCUGGGCCCGCGACCGCACCCGCCGGGGCCCUGCCGCCCGGAUCGCCGACCGGCUGCUCCGCCAACGGUGCCAGUGCUCCGGCCCCCGUGCCGGUGACCCUGCCGGAGCUGGCCGCCACGACGGCCAUCCUGGCCGGGGCCCUGCGGGACAUCCGCCUGGAGUUGAACCCCCGGAUUUUGGCCGUGUCAGCGGCCGGCCUGAAGCUCACCGAGUCGGCGGCCCUGGCCUCCGGGGUGUGGCCCCCGGCCGAGGCGGCGGACUGGAUGUGCUCGGCGGCCGGGGCCCUGGGCGUGGCUUUCAAGGUGGUGGUCACCCUGGUGACGGCCUGCUUGCGGCUGGAUCCGGACGCCGAGCGCCGCGCCGCCGGCCAGGGCGAGCUUGCCUGGGCGGCCUCCCUGCGCGGGGCGUAUGGGACUCGAUCCUUGCCGACCUCGCCGCAGGAGGCGCCCAUGGGGGCCGGGGCCCUGCCGCUGGGCCCGGCCGGCCCGCCCGGCAGUGGCCCCGACGAGAUGGACCUGCCGGUCGGGCCGCCGCUGCUGGCGUCACUGGACGGCAUCACGCCGGUCCUCCCCUCCGGGCAUGCAUGCCUGCUGAAUGUCAAGGCCCUGGUCCUGGCCAACCAGGCGUAUGGCCGGGCGGCCCGGCGCUUCCGGGCCCGGCAGAAUGCCCGGCACCGGCGGACCACGCGCCUGGCCAGCCUGGUCCGCCGGGCGCUGGAGGAGGCGGCCCUCUGUGAGGUCCAUGUGUCCGGGGCGCCCGGGCCCGGGGGCGACUUCGGCACCAGCGUGGCCGCCGGGGUGGCCAUCUGCCCACUCGCCCGGGCCCAGCUCCUGUCCGAUCCGAGCUAUGACAGUUACAUCACCAUCGGGGACUUGGUGCUGGACACCACGAGCCCGGCGGCGCUGGCGGCCAUGGCGGCGGCCGCGGCCGGCGGCAGCCACGGCGACCUGCCGGUCAAGGCCGGCACCCCGGAGGCCCUGCUGGUCCGCCUGACCCAUCCUCAAAUCAUUGAUCCGAGCUUCCUCCGGGCCUUCCUCCUGUCCUACCGGUGCUUCAUGUCGCCGCACCAGCUGCUGGCGGCCCUCAUCCGGCGGUACAACCUCCUGCCGCCCUUCGACCUGACAUUCCCGGAGUUCGUGGUGUUCGUGGAGCAUCGGCUCAUGCCGACUCGCAUGCGGGUGUACAACACCCUGCGCGCCUGGCUGACCGGCCACUUCGCCGACUGGCACUCCUCCGAGGGCGCCGCCGGGCUCGGGGUCACCGGCCCCACGGCGUCGGUGCUGGACCCGGGCCAGGCCCCGCCGCCGGGCAGCCUGGCUGCCAAGCUCCUGACCUUCCUCGAGCGGCACAUGAGCAUGCACAUGCCGCGCGCCGCGCGCACCCUGAACCGGCUGUAUCGGGAGAACCUCCAGAAGCACUAUGCCUCGUCGAUCGCUGGCGGGGCACCGAGCGCCACCCAAGCGCCGGGCCUGGUGGCCCAUGCGGCUUCCGGGGUUGCCUCUGCGGCCCCGGGGCUCUUGGAUGCACGCCGCGGCAUGCGCAAGCCCUCGGCUCCGCUGCCGGUGCCGCCGCCGGCGCCGCCGCCGCCGGAGGACUUGGCCCGGCGCCGUGGCACGGUUCCGCAAAGCGCCGGACCCGGGGCCUCGCCCUCGGCCGCGGCAACUCUCCCGGCCGCCUCCCCGCCACUGACUCCCUCAUCCAUGGCGGAUCUCCUGCACUCGGAGCUGUCGCGUGACUGGCUGCAGUUUGAUCCCCGGCACUUGGCCGAGCAGCUGGCCCUCAUCGAGUUUGCCCUGUAUCAGCGCAUCACACGCGACGAGUGUCUCGGCCAGGGCUGGCAGCCGCCCCGGCGGAAGAAGGGCCCCGGCGCCGGGCGAGCCGGCCCCCAUGCGGGCGCCUCCGGGGCCGGGCUUCCCACAGGCACCGGGCCCCCUGCCGGGGGGGAUGCCGCGCUGCUGGCGGCCGAGCGUGACUCGGUUUGGCGCUCGCGGCGCAAGUCCUCCGAUGCCAGCCAAACGGGCAAGGGCAGCCGCGCCGGCCGGGCUGGCACCGGUGGCAAGGCCACCCGCGGCAGUGCCAAGGAAUCCGGCGACUCGGCCGCCGCCGCCGCCGCCGCCGCCGCCGCCUCGGCCCAAUGCAACAUGGUGCGCGCGCCCAACAUCGUGGCCGUCAUCGAGCACACCAACCGCCUGGCCCUGUGGGUGGCGACCAAGGUGCUGGAGGGGUCGACCGUGCGGUGCCGGCGCCAGGCGCUCAGAUUCUUCAUCGAGCUGGCCCACUACUCCCUGGCGCUGAAUAACUUCAACGCCGCGGUCACCAUCAUCGGGGCGCUGGAAACCUCGUCGGUUUACCGCCUGAAGCAGACCUGGGCCGGGAUCACCAGCGACCCGUAUGGCCUGGAGGAUGUGGACCCGGACCGCGGGGCCGGCGGGGCCGGCGGCGGGGGCCUCAACCACCUGGAGGCCUAUCGCCUGCUGGGGAACCUGGCCUCGACGCGCAACAACUUCCGCGCCUAUCGACAGGCCUUGCGGUCGGUGGACCUGCCGGUGGUGCCCUUCCUCGGGGUCUUCCUCACGGACUUGACCUUCAUCGAGGAUGCCAAUCCGGACUACAUUUAUGUCCCGCUGCCGGGGCCGCAGCCGGCUCCGGCGGUGCUGAACACGGCCCCGGCCAUGACUCCGGCCGAUCCGCCGGGCCCGGGCGCGGUUGCCGGGCCCAUGCCCGCCGGCCCGGGCGGCGGGUCGUCCCACAUGGCCAGCUCCUCCGGCACGCUGCUUGGCUUCCCCGGGUGGGAGGUCAUCUCGCCCGGGACGCCGGGCGGCGGCAUGGCCAACCCCGGCCCGCCGUCUCCGCCCCCGGCGCCGCCGCUUCCCCCCUCGGCGGUGUCCUCGGCCUCCUCCUCGAAUGCCGGCAGCAGCGGGUCCACCCCGCAAACGAGCACCAUGCCGCCGCCCAUGAAGCGCCUGGUCAAUUUCGACAAGUGCCUCAAGCUCCACCACACGCUGGAAGCCAUUCGUAUGUACCAACGGGUGUCGUACUCCGGGCGCUUUGAGGCCGAUGAGAAGGCCCAGGCCUUCCUGCGUGGCGUGCGUGGCCUGGAUGACCGGCUGCUGUAUCAACGGUCCCUGGAGAUCGAACCACGCGAGAAUGUCGUCUCACUGGCCUCGGUCAAACUUGACAACUGACGCUGCCCCUGGCGUCCAGGCACACAUUCUCUCUAUCACACACACACACACACACACAC